AUGGCCAUAAAUAAGCCCUUCCGUCUCUAUGAUGAGCGCAAACUACUUCCGGCUCGCUUGUUAUUUCAAGUGCAACGCCAUCUGGCUGCCACACGCCGCCAGCAGCCUGUUUCAUCAGUCGGCCAGUCAUUUCAGCUGCAACCCAACCAACCCUUACAACAACAACAGCAAUAUUUAUCUGAUCAACAUACAGUUCACUUUUCGACAAAUUCCCUACAACCGUCUGGGCGACCUGCUAACCCAAUAAGCAUUGCUUCAUCCACGAAUCCUACUUCUAUGCUGACCGAUGUGAGGGAUGGUCCCGCAAAGAUCGCCUCACCUCGGACUCGAGAGUCGUUGGCCAACCCAGGAACAUGGCUAUAUGGCCACUAUUCUUGGCACCCAAACUUUGCUAAAAACAAGACAGUGCAUCAUAAUAACGCUACUUCUUCCAGGUAG
Molecule: messenger RNA, 438 nt
Organism: Protopolystoma xenopodis
Lineage: Eukaryota; Metazoa; Platyhelminthes; Monogenea; Polystomatidea; Polystomatidae
Source: the annotation of a GenBank genome assembly